Molecule: messenger RNA, 3249 nt
Organism: Solanum pennellii
Lineage: Eukaryota; Viridiplantae; Streptophyta; Magnoliopsida; Solanales; Solanaceae
Exons: 3
Coding region: 151-3057 (968 amino acids)
Biological process (GO): regulation of gene expression
Cellular component (GO): peroxisome
Molecular function (GO): RNA nuclease activity
Source: RefSeq, a predicted model, not a curated record
UUUCUUCUUCUUCUUCACCAGAAACCCUUUUAGUACUUUAAAAAUCGACUUUCAAAGCUUUCCAGUUUUCUCCCAUGGCAGCAAUCAAUCUGAAAUGAACAUCAUCAAUUUCCUCUCCGAACCCUAACCCUAUUUCCCAAAAUCUUCACCAUGAAACCCCUUUUUCCGAGACCCAUUUUUACAAUCUCUCUCUUCACUAACACGGUUACUACUACUACCAUUGCAAACCCAAGAACCUGCUUUCAAAUCGCUCAUUUCAGUACUAAUUUUCAAAAUCAAGGUCAAUCUUCAUACCCAUCUCGGCGUCAUGAAGAGGAGAGCCGUAAUGUGAAGGUAUCAGUGUGGUGGGAUUUCGAAAAUUGCUCUCCUCCAGCUGGUGUUAAUGUUUUUAAGAUUGCACAGAGUAUUACUGCGGCUAUUAGGGCAAAUGGGAUUAAGGGUCCUAUAAAUAUUACUGCUUUUGGUGAUGUAUUGCAGCUGUCUAGGAUGAAUCAGGAAGCACUUUCUUCUACUGGGAUUAAUCUUGCUCAUGUUCCUAAUGGUGGAAAGAACAGUGCUGACAGGUCUCUCCUUGUUGAUCUGAUGUAUUGGGUUUCUCAAAAUCCUCCGCCAGCACACCUUUUAUUGAUUUCAGGUGACAGGGAUUUUGCUGGAAUACUACACAGGCUGAGAAUGAACAACUACAACAUUCUUUUAGCUAGUCCAGAAAAUACUCCUAGCGUUCUUUAUAGUGCAGCUAGUAUCAUGUGGCAAUGGAAUGCGUUACUGAAGGGUGAAAACCUUGUAGGAAAGCAUUUUAACCAGCCACCAGAUGGUCCCUAUGGUUCUUGGUAUGGGCAUUACAAAGCACCUCUUGAUGACCCUUUUGCAGUUACUGAACAACCCACAAAUCUUCGUUCUGAGGAAGUUUCCGAAACUGUUUCAGAGCAGAAAUGUCGGCCCAUUCCAAAGUCAAUAGUGAGGCAUAUCCGCAAUAUUUUAAAUUCUUACCCCAAAGGAGUUAGUAUUACGGAACUUCGCGCAGAAUUAGCAAGAAGCAAUUUGAAUAUAGACAAAGACUUGUACGGAUAUAAGAAGUUCUCUCGUUUUCUUUUGGCCAUGCCAAAUAUUUUAAAACUCCAGUUCGUAAGUGAUGGGAAAUAUUUGGUGCGGACCACCAACCCUAAAGUUCCUGAACAGGGUGACAAUUUAAGCAUAAGUGUAGAGCCUGAACCUAAUGGAGAGGCAGAAUUUGCUGUUAAUCCUAUAUUGAAUGGUGAGACAGGCACAGGCAGUUGUAUGGAGGGCAAGAAUGUACCUCAAUCCCCUGAACGAAAAGUGAAAACAUCCCUAAGAAAAUUGCAGGGACCCCAGAGAGCACAGGAGGCAUGUACAGAAGUUCAGCAGCCCCCACCUGAGAAUGUGGUUGUUGAAGCAAGUGAGGGUCGACUGCAGACUACAGAGCAGCAUGGUUCCGCACCUGAAACUGGCUUUUUGAAAAGGUUAUGGAAUAGGUGGUUCGGGAACAAGGAGACUGUUUCUGGGGAAAUGAUCUUAAAUGUAAAGUCAAAAACUGCUUUGAAGGAUGUAGAAUUAAAGAGUCAUUCUCAGCAUUCAGAGGGCUCCCCUUCUUUUGCUUCUGGUAAUAAAACCAGUUCCAAAGAUUUAUCCUCUAUGCAUUCUGAGGAUACAACGGAUAAGCAUAACCAGCAGUCCAACCUUCUUAACAAUAUUAAGAGUUGGUGUAGAUCUUGGAGAAGUUCCAAUCUCUUGAAAGAAACAGGAUUAGAAUCCGAUGAAGAAUUCAAGAAGACAGAACUUUGUCCUGAGGCAGAGGAAUUAUUUUCAAAGGAGUCCUUUUGGAGAGACCUGGGAUCAUUUUUAAUUUCAAGCCAUGGUUCAGUGCUUAUCUUGCAAUCAAGAACUAGGGCCAAGAUGGCACAGAAUCUCCAACAAGAAGGUCCUUCGUUUCUGAAUUCUCUAAGUGAAGGUGAUGCUCUUCGUCUGGUAGACUUGCUAAUCUCAGAUAAGAAAUGGGUGGAUGAAUGUCUUUCCCGAACCUUCCCUUACAAGCUCAUUCAGCCAGCAGUCAAAGCUUCAAUCAACAGUAAUUCUUCCAAUUCGAAUGAGUUGAGUUCUGUGUUUAGGAAUACGAGAGAUACAUCUAAUUUGAAGAGCUCACAAAAACUUGAUGGCGAGAAAAUACACCAAAAUCCCCCUCACACGGGAGUUUCUCGACCGAUCAUUCAGGGCAGUUGUUCUGGUAAGUCUAGAAAUGAGGUGCUUACUGACUGUCAAGAGCUGGUGGAUGACAUUGUAAAGCAAUAUCCAGAAGGAUUCAACAUGAAUUCUUUCAGGUCUCUAUUCCGUGAAAAGUAUGGAUAUUUACUGGAUGUAAAUAAGCUUGGCUACACGAAGUUAAGUAAUCUUCUUCAGAUAAUGCCUGGGGUAAAAAUAGAGUCUACUUACAUUAUUCCUUCUGCUAAAGUCCUGAAAAGUCCAGGUCUAAAAACAGACGAGCCGUCUGAUCAAGAAAGUGAUCUCAGUGUUACUGGAACUAAUUUAGAUAGUGAAUCAUCAAGUUUGCCUGGGAAAGAUAACGAGUUUGAUUCUCGUUGGGAGGAACUAGGUCCAGUAUCUAAGGCAGGCCCUUCCAAUAAUAGAAUAAAACUGGGUUCUGAUGGAGAAGCCAAAGAUGAAUCAAGUGAACUAACACAUGGAAACUAUGAAGCCCCAUUGGAUCGUGACUUGUCUGAUUCCGAUGAAGACACAUCAUCAUCCACAAAACUGGACACUGGUAAGUCGAAAAUGAGGGAUGAAGAUAGCUCAUUGUUACAGAUUCUUGAUUCAUGGUACGGUAGAAAGGAUGUUGAUGGGACGUUAGAAUCUUCCAUCGAUGGUUCAAAAUUAGAUACAUCAAUAUCAGUUGACCAAAUGGAGAACUCUCCCUCUGGGAGAAAACAGAAGACUUAUUCAUUUGUGACUGACCAACCUGUGGACACUAAAGAUAAGUUGAUUGAUGGUAUAUUGGGUAGCUUAAAGAAGUCAGGCGAGAAGUCGCCUGAGACGAGGGUGUAGCUCUGAUGGUUGAGAAGAGAAGAUCAUUUAUGUGGUUUGGCUUCUUUACAUGAAUUUAUAGGAUAUGUAGUUAGCAAAUAGAACACACAUUACUCUAAUAUUUUGCUAUUUAUCUAUGAUAUAUGAUUAUAAUAGGCUAGUGUAUUAGAGAACUUUUUCAGAAGAGAAAUUUAUAUUGUUUUCUACUCUUAA